Drosophila arizonae is the source of this 2106-nucleotide messenger RNA. RefSeq names its product ATP-binding cassette subfamily G member 4. Lineage: Eukaryota; Metazoa; Arthropoda; Insecta; Diptera; Drosophilidae. Gene Ontology annotation, cellular component: plasma membrane. The record is from RefSeq and is a predicted model, not a curated record. Gene Ontology annotation, biological process: transmembrane transport. Gene Ontology annotation, molecular function: ABC-type transporter activity; ATP binding; ATP hydrolysis activity.
ACAUACAACAACAACUGUCUCAAUCGAUCAGAUAAGAUUGCAAGAAUUUUCGUUGUUCCCUUUGCUGAAUUCGGAUUAAACAGCGGGCUCGAUUACAAUGCUGAUAAUAAAUGCAGGCACUUGAACUCCACAAUCAAUGGAGAGUGCAAAACGAUAGCCGCAUUCACCACUAGCCCACAGUCGAGCGUUGUUUUUCUGCCAGGCCAGACGCUUUGAUAUCAAAAUUGGUCAACAACAAAAGUCUCUGAGAAUGGUCGAUAAUGCUGGAGCCACAGUGCCAAAUGGCUUGGCUAAAGUGCAGCCACUGGAGCUGCUCUUCAGGCAGGUGAGCUACAAGCUGAAGGGCUCAAAUCAGUCGAAGAAUCUAAUUCUAAAUGAAACCUGUGGAGCGUUUCGAGCGGGUCGUCUGACGGCCAUACUGGGUCCCUCCGGUGCCGGGAAGUCCACACUGCUGAACGUCUUGGCUGGAUUUAAGGUCAGCGGUGUAUCCGGACAGUUUCUGCUCAAUGGACAGCCGAGAGAUUUGCUAGCGUUUCGCAAAAUGUCCUCGUAUAUAGCGCAAAACUUUGAGAUGCUCUCGCUGCUCACGGUGCAGGAAACGUUGCGCGUUUCCGCUGAUCUCAAGCUGCCCACGGGCACAACUACGCUGCAGAAGCAAAUUAUUCUGGAUGACAUUAUUGAGGUGCUCAACUUGCAUUCGUGUCGACAUACGCUGGUCCGGGACAUUUCUGGCGGGGAGCACAAGCGUCUGUCCAUUGGCAUUGAGCUGGUCACGAAUCCGCCGAUUAUGUUCUUUGAUGAGCCCACCAGCGGACUGGAUAGCGUGGCCACCUACCAAGUGAUGGGCUAUUUGCAGAAGUUGGCGCACAACGGGCGAAUUGUGGUUUGUGUGGUGCAUCAGCCCAGCUCGCGGCUGAUGCAGCUCUUCGAUGACAUCCUAGUACUGGCCCAUGGUGAAGUGCUGUUUGCGGGCGCACAACAUGAGAUGCUGGAGAGCUUUCAGGCGGCUGGCUUCAGCUGUCCACAGUAUUACAAUCCAGCGGAUUUUGUGCUCGAGGUGGGCAGCGAGUCUUCCGCUCAGCGUUGCGAGACUUUGAUCACCCAAAACAAAUCCAAGUAUGAUAGCCUACAGAGCUUUGAUAGCGUUCCCGCGGAUGAGCAGACAGCUUUUCUUGACCUGUCGGAGAGCUCGUCCGUGCCUCAGGUGCUGCGGCCCAAGGAGCAGGUGGGAUUCUGGUACCAGCUGCGCAUACUUAUGCACAGACAUUUGCGUGCCAUGUCCAGGGAUACAAUUGCCGUGCAGAUGCGUGUAAUCAUGCACACUGUCAUUGGCCUGCUCUUGGGCGUGGUCUACUGGCAGAUCGGCAACGAUGCGAACAAGGUUAUCAGCAACGUCUCCUGCAUGUUCUUCAUCAUACUCUUUAUAUUCUCCGGCAAUGCCAUGCCCUCCAUACUGCUCUGCGUGCAAGAUGCGCCCGUAUUCAUCAGGGAGUACUAUAAUGGCUGGUACUCUGUCCGAGCCUACUAUAUAUCCAAGGUAUUGGCCGAUUUGCCGCUGCAAUUGCUGUGUCCGAGUUUAUUCAUAGGAAUUAGUUACUUUAUGACUGGACAGCCGCCGGACCUGGCCAGGCUCGCCAUGUGCUGGAGCAUGUGCGUGCUGACCGCGUUCAUUGGUCACUUCAUUGGCGUCAUUGGCGGCACCUUGCUCUCCAUGCAACUGGCUAUAUUCAUUGUACCCACCGUGUCCAUACCGUUCCUGCUCUUCUCUGGCUUCUUUAUACGCAUGCGCGAAUUGUCCUGGUUCUUGCGUCCCAUUUGUGAUUUCUCCUUUUUCCGCUACGUCUUCGAGGGACUCAUGCGUGCCAUUUACGGCUACCAACGCGGCGAUUUGCCCUGCCAGGAGGAUUUCUGUUAUUAUAAAUCAUCCGAGCACUUUCUCAAAGAUUUCGACAUGUCGGGAGAUAUGGUUCAUUCGGAUGUUCUGAUACUGGGACUAUUUCUACUCGUUCUGUUGAUCACAUUCAAUGUGUCGCUGCACGUGUGCAUCCGACGAGUUCUGUGAGAUGGAGGAACAGGAUUAAUUUAAGGGUUUUGGAGUUAUGUCUC